Messenger RNA from Loa loa (African eye worm), 1997 nucleotides. Its product is annotated as FAD binding domain-containing protein. Gene Ontology annotation, molecular function: flavin adenine dinucleotide binding; FMN binding; [methionine synthase] reductase (NADPH) activity. Gene Ontology annotation, cellular component: cytosol. The transcript is spliced from 15 exons. The coding region runs from base 41 to 1567 and encodes 508 amino acids. NCBI's taxonomy places the organism in Eukaryota, Metazoa, Nematoda, Chromadorea, Rhabditida, Onchocercidae. Gene Ontology annotation, biological process: homocysteine metabolic process. The record is from RefSeq and is a predicted model, not a curated record.
GCCUAUUGCGAAAUAAGUUGUGCCAUGUGAACAUAAUGUAAUGGAUGUGUACCGUAUUCGACAGUUGUGUCUCGAGGAGGGAGAGGAUUGCAGGGAAGAUUUAAAUGGAAUUCUGAAAUCUCUGGAAGUUCAUCCACCGAAAUGGCCCGAAGAUGUUGCCUGUCUUGUCAGAGGUACUCAGAAGCUUCAAGAUGAUUUGCAUUUGCGAGUUCCAGUUGCAAAGGAUCCGUAUUUGAAUUGCGAAAUUACUUGCGAAGAGUUUAAUACUGACGAUUUACCUUGGCAGAAUGGAUGUAGCAUUCCGGGAGCCUUUAAUCAAAGGUAUCAAGGCCGUGUAGUCAGUGUUUCUAGUCUUACAAGUUUAGCAAUUCAAAAACCAAAGAAGGAAAUAGUGGUGGAUUUGGAACAUAAUGCCGAAAUAUUUUACGAACCAGGCGAUGCCUUUUAUUUCAUCGUGCCGAAUACUCGGGAAGAAGUGGAUUUCAUUUUAGAAAGGAUGGGGUUUCUGGAGGCAGCGAAUCGGAAAUUAGUUGUAACUGUGAAAUCUCAAACUACAGUGAAAAAUGCAGCUCUACCACCGUAUAUACCAGAAAUUUCUACAUUAAGAUACAUUUUCACAUGGUGUCUUGACAUCAGGCGAUCGCCAGGCCGACCUCUUCUUCGUGUACUUGCGGAACGUACGGAAAGCGAGUGUCAAAAAAGACGUAUUUUGGAACUGUGUAGUGCUCAAGGAGUUGAAGAAUUCACAAAAUUUGUUCGUCAGGCUGGUCUUUCCUUGGUUGAUUUUCUGCUAAACUUUCCUUCAUGUAAACCUACAGUUGAACGUUUGAUUGAACUACUACCUCGUUUGCUUCCUCGACCAUACAGUGUCAGCUGUAUCAGAGAAUUCUGGGGAAAACGUAUACGUUUCAUUUUUUCACUGUUACACUUUAAUGCCACUGGUGGCCGCCGUUUCCAUCGUUUUGGUUUAUCAUCAGGGUGGCUUGCAACGCUGAAAGAAGGGCAACAAAUUCUGAUGUUUCUGAAAGAAUCAUCUCGUUUCCGUUUACCACCACUGGUGCAUUCUACUUUUGACCUUGUACGUAUGCCCCUUAUCAUGGUUUGCACAGGAACUGCAUUGGCACCGUUUCUAUCUUUCCUACAGAAGUUAGAAUUCGUGGGAGCCGAGAGAUAUAAAGUACGCCGAGAACUUUAUUUUGGAUUUCGAAAUAUUAAGGAUGAUUGCAUUCAUUAUAAGGAUAUUCUGCGAUGUGUAGAUGAAAAUAUUCUUUCGCACGUAUCUCUGUGUGAAUCGCAGGCAUACAAUGGUAUUUUUAGUAAAAAGUACGUACAAGAUGCUCUGCAGGAACGUGGUCGGGAAAUUUCGGAUAUAUUAUCUCGAAAGAAUGAAGACGAAAGUCACCCUGCAGUCGUUUUUGUGUGCGGUUCUUCGAAACAGAUGUUAAAAGAUGUGGCAGAUGUUUUUUUACACAUUUUCAACAAAUACCUAAGUAAGAGUAAAGAAGAGGCAGAAUCAUUCCUCAAAGAGCUGCGGAAAAAUGACCAAUAUGUUGAAGAUAUUUGGUGACAUUACUGUACGACUUUAAUUUCACAGUAGAUAAAGUCUAGCAAAUAUCUGCUGAAAUUGGAUAUUACUAUGCAGAAAAGAACCUUCGAACUUUGUCAAUUAGCUGUACUUCCAUAUCGUAGGUGCCUUUGAAUGCAAAGUCGAGAACCUAGAGAACUGUUACAUGUUAGAGUAGUAACUAUUCAAACAUCCUAGCUGUUAGCGGAAUACUGGAGUCAUUCAACACUAAUAGUCGUUCGAGCAGAUAAUAUACUGCGUUUUGAAAUCUAUCAUUCAUCUCAAUCUUCGACUCAUCAUACAUUUGAAGGAUCUGACAAGAGAGGCCGGUUAACCUUUUCAAUAAUUUCUCGAUUAAAAUCAAGGACAGCAGAGGAUGUAAACGGGUUUGCUGUGAUCAGCUCAUGAAAGUAAUUUGUUGAUAAAUAAAGCA